GGUCGCGCCUGUACCAGUGGAGGUCCAGCGGGAGUGAGAGUCAAGGCUCUCCCUCUGACCUUCUGCCAUCCACUGCUCAGUCCUGGUUCCCACAAUGAGCCGGUGAAAGGGAUGAUGGGAGAGUGGGAGGACACCAUCAAUCCUCAUGAGCACGCUACCCGUCAGCCGCUGCUGCUCACAGAUUUACGGGCUGGCGUCUGGGUCACUCCUCCGUCUUCUUUGGGCUGCUGGGGCCUCGACUCCCUUUGCUCCAUAAGCUGUCUUUGGAGGGGGCGGAGCCUCACCAACCCUUUAAAUCCAACUGCUGUUCAAUAUUAACUGCAGCUCAAACAGAAGGCAGAGUCAACAGACUUCCAGGACGAACGGCAGAAGCUCCACCAGCCGACCCCGCUCCUGAUGUGAGGUCAAUCCAGACGUUGGGGCCCCAGUCCCAGCUUGUCUCCAUGAGCGUCCAGACUUUCUUUUUAGGAUCCCCCCCCCCCCGGGACUCUUAGGUCCUCCUCCAGCACUCCAGAUCUUCAGCUGCGCUCCUCUUCCUCACUUCUCUGAAAGCUGUGAGGAACGUCAGAGACCUGAGGAGCGUCCCCUGGUCUUCCUCGUCCUUCACGUCUGCACGGAUCCUGUUUGUUCGGGAGGCGGGAGACGCUCACCCCCCCCAGGAGGCUUCUCGGUCCAGAUGAGAGAGUGGAGCGAACCCGAGAUGAGCUUCUCGGCCGGAGGAGUCCUCUCCAGCUCUGACGGCUUCUGCUCCACGGAGCCUCUGCAGUACUACGACCUGCUGCCCGACCCUCUUGGCUGUCCGCUGCAGGACCCAGAUCUCCAGCUGCUCCCGUUCAGCCAGCAGCAGCACCACCCUGCAAACCUGCCCUUGUCCUUUCACAGCGCUCCACCCUCCUCCCCCUCCUCCUCCCAGCUCUGCCACCCAUCGUACCACCCUUCAUACCCCGUCUGCCUGGUGGGGCCCUGCGAGCCGGGCCCGGAGCCCCUCUGCGGGGGCCUGGCUCAGGGGUGUGGAACCGUGGAGCUGCCCCUCGGGCGGAGGUCCCGGGUGGGAAUGGGGGGCAAGAGCAGAGGCCAGGAUGAGCUGUGUGUGGUUUGUGGGGAUAAAGCGUCGGGGUAUCACUACAACGCCCUCACCUGUGAGGGGUGUAAAGGUUUCUUCCGGCGCAGCGUGACCAAAAAGGCCGUUUACCGCUGCAAGAGCGGCGGCAGCUGCGAGAUGGACAUGUACAUGAGGAGGAAGUGCCAGGACUGCCGGCUCCGGAAGUGCCGCGCGGUGGGGAUGCUGGCGGAGUGCCUCCUUACAGAAGUGCAGUGCCAGUCCAAGCGCCUGAGGAAGGGGAUCAAGGAGGAGGACAGAGCAGGAAGCAGGAGCCUGACUUCCACUGUCAGACUACCUGGACAGGCUCCGCCCACCAGCUUGAACAGAGAGGAGAGGUGCUUGGUGGACAGGAUGGUGGAGGCGCAGCGCUUCUGCAGGGAUCAGGGAGACGGCGGCUGGACGGUCUCUGAGUGGGCGUGGUCAGAGGACGGGGGAGGCAUGCCUGCUGCGGUGUCGCCACAACUCCACAAGCUGCUGCAGUUUGCCAGGACGGUGCCAGGGUUUGACCUCCUGGACUUCUCGGAGCAGCACGCCCUCCUGUCCGCUUCCUGGCUGGAGCUCGUCUUCCUGCUGUCAGCUCAGCAGUUUUCCCUCAACCCAUCAAGCCCCAGUCCAGCUCUUCGGCGUUUCCGCACAGAGCUGGUUCAGACACGCAGACGCCACGGACCACAUGGCGGGGAGGGCGCCGACGUCCUCAGGAAGCAGCGAGGAACUCCGCAGGCCCGUGCUGGGUUUCCUGCACAGCAUGGCGGCGCUGCAGGUGACGGAGGCGGAGUAUGCGCUGCUCACCGCCACAGCGCUGCUGUGUUCAGACCGAGCAUCCCUGCACGCAGCCGGCUGCGUUGAGCAGAUGCAGGAGCUGAUCCUGGACCUGCUGUCCCGGCUGUGUGGGGCCCGGGCCGGGGCCGCACACGGGGGGGCACAGCGCUUCGGCUGCCUGCUAGGCCGACUGACGGAGCUACGAACUCUUCAUCACAACCACCUCAUUCUGAUUAGAGGGCAGCACGGACGCCGAUGAAGAGCAGACGUAGGAAUGACCUCUUUGACCUUUACAGGAUUAUUUCUCCACGAUGAAAAACAUGUUUUCAUAUUUUUAGUUCCUGUAGACAAACUUUCAGCACCUUUAUUGUUUUUUUAUUCCAAAUAAAGUGAUGAAUCCUG
Messenger RNA from Oryzias latipes (Japanese medaka), 2263 nucleotides. RefSeq names its product nuclear receptor subfamily 1, group H, member 5 (gene nr1h5). Gene Ontology annotation, cellular component: RNA polymerase II transcription regulator complex. The record is from RefSeq and is a predicted model, not a curated record. NCBI's taxonomy places the organism in Eukaryota, Metazoa, Chordata, Actinopteri, Beloniformes, Adrianichthyidae. Gene Ontology annotation, molecular function: nuclear receptor activity; RNA polymerase II cis-regulatory region sequence-specific DNA binding; zinc ion binding. Gene Ontology annotation, biological process: cell differentiation; bile acid signaling pathway; negative regulation of transcription by RNA polymerase II.